CUGCGCAGCUGACAGUAAUGAAGCACAAUUGAGUUCAGUCCGAUCCUCUGAGAGAAACAACAGCAAACCUCAGUGAAAUCCAGGGUUUUAGCGCGUGCGUUACAUACAUGCGUGUUGGAGCGCUGACAUUUACCCUGUGGCGCAUGUGCAAAGCGUCAGAAACCUGCUUUAUUUCACUUCUCUGAGUGUGUGUCAGCGUUUCUGUUAUAUUUUUAGACGCCAGCCCAGCGGUAAAGUGCGUCAGUCAUGGCCAUGAUCACCUCCACCCCGAUGGAGAGCCGCGCCACCACCGCGCGUUCCUCCAGGCGGAGCGGCGCGUCUCCGUCCGGCGUCAGCCCGACGCGCCUCACGCGCCUGCAGGAGAAAGAGGACCUGCGGCACCUCAACGACCGCCUGGCCAACUACAUCGAGCGGGUCCGACAGCUGGAGAAUGACAAGUCAUCCAUGCAGCUCCUCCUGGAGGAGAAGGAGGAGAGCUCGGUCAGGGAGGUCGGAAACGUGCGCCGCUUGUACGAGACGGAGCUCGCGGACGCGCGUAAAAGUCUGGACGCCACCGCGAACGAGAGAGCCAGACUCCAGAUCGAGUUAACCCAGCUGAAGGAGGACCACCGCAAACUCACGACCAGGAAUAACAAGAAGGAGUGUGAACUGAACACGGCUGUCGGUCACUGGAGGAAUCUUGAAGCCGCACUGAACUCGAAAGAAGCGGAUUAUGCCAAUUUACUGGCCGCCAACCGCAGACUGGAGAAUGACCUCUCUGACCUCAAGACUCAGGUGGCUAAUCUGGAAACGGCGCUGCAGAACGUCCAGACCCAGCUGAACUCGGAGAUGCUGCGUCGAGUGGACGCCGAAAACCAGCUUCAGACGCUGCAGGAGCAGCUGGACUUCCAGAGGCAUCUCAGCGAACAGGAGGUGCGGGAGAUGCGCAGCCGUCACGAGAGCCGGCUGAUGGAGCUGGACAGCGGCAGACAGAAGGAGUUUGAAGGUAAAUUGGCUGAAGCCAUGAAGCAGCUCCGAGAGGAACAUGAAGCUCAAAUCCAGCAGUACAAAGACGAGCUGGAGAAAACCUUCGCUGCCAAGCUGGAGAACGCCAAGCAGACGGCGGUGAAAAACAGCGACUUCGCUUCUUCGACGAGAGAAGAGCUGGCGGGAACCAAACUGCGUCUGGAGUCUCAGUCGCUGCAAAUCAACAACCUGCACAAACAGAACGCGGCGCUGGAGGCUCGUGUUCAGGAGCUGGAGCAGAUGCUGGACCGCGAGAGACAGCUGAACCAGCACCGGCUCUCGCAGAAGGAGCAGGAAAUGGCAGACAUGAGACAGCAGAUGCAGGAGCAGCUGGAGGAGUAUCAGAACCUGCUGGACGUCAAGCUCAUGCUGGAUAUGGAGAUAAACGCGUACCGGAAGAUGCUGGAGGGGGAGGAGAAAAGACUGAACCUCUCUCCGAGCCCGAUCCAGCAGUCCGCCGUCUCCCGAACUCACGCUCAGCCUGGGCGGAAAAGCUGGGGAAAGAAACGCAAACACGAGGGGACGAGUUCAGGGCUCUCGCCCAGCUUCAAGCUUUCCCAGCAUUCCUCAUCUCGAGGGAACGUGUCCAUCGACGAGAUCGACCUGCAGGGACGGUACAUCAGACUCAAGAAUAACUCCGACAAGGAUCAGGCUCUCGGAGGCUGGGUGUUGAGAAAGAGUGAAACAGGCGCUCCUGACAUCAUCUUCCAGAUCCCCUCGCCAUGUGUGCUGAACGCCGGGCAGAUGCUGACGAUCUGGGCCGCGGGCGCCGGUCUGGAGCAGAUGCCGUCGCAGGGGGAUUUAGUCCUGAGGACCCAUGAGACGUGGGGCCCGUUCGGUGAAGUCCGAGUCUCCCUGCUGAACCCGCAGAACGAGGAGACUGCGGAGUAUUGUCUGGUGUGUGUUCAGGGUAAAGGUGACGAGGAUCCGGAGUACGAUGAAGGCAUCAUGACCCGUGAUAUUCACCUGCGGCGACAGCCUAAAAGAAGAAAAAAGAAAUGUUGUUCCCUCUCCUGAUCUGUCCUGAUGCAGAAGCGUCUGUAGGGUCAGAGACCCAAUCAGGACGGCAGCUGUGCCGUCAUGUGACUCUCAUCGCGUGUGAUGUCACACAUUUAAAGACGCUCCAUCUCUGUUUGCUCUCACUUAUCAUAUUUGAUAAAUGUUAAGGGCCAGAACUGGAUUAUUUCAUUUUUACAUAAAGAAUUAUUUGUUGUUCUUGGUCUUGGUUCUAAUAAAGUUUAAAUAAUUAUUAGGUCAUAAUAAAUUAAAUAAAUGCUUUUUGCAAAGUCA
Messenger RNA from Megalobrama amblycephala (Wuchang bream), 2295 nucleotides. It is a transcript of the gene lmnl3, whose product is annotated as lamin L3. Lineage: Eukaryota; Metazoa; Chordata; Actinopteri; Cypriniformes; Xenocyprididae. The coding region runs from base 247 to 2022 and encodes 591 amino acids. The record is from RefSeq and is a predicted model, not a curated record. The transcript is spliced from 12 exons.